AUGAGCCUUCACUCUCAUCUGAAUACCUUACUGCUUUCAUCAUUUGCUGAAGAAAGUUUUUUAUCGAAUUAUGUGGCUCAUUCACAAUUGGUUGAUUCCAACUCUACCUCCACAAGUCUGCCUAAAUUUCAGAAUUGUCCAUUAGUAGAAUUAAUUUUAGUCUCCCAUUUACGUGGACUAGAAAAAACAGUAAAUCUUCUUUUGUUAAAUGCAUUUAUUGCAAGUGAAUAUUUUCCUGCUCCACAUCAUUAUCAACCAUCUGGAGACUCGAGACAGUGCUUACAAAAUGAGACGGUCUUUUGCUUAUUGGAAAUGGCAAGUGUCUACAUUUCUAGAAUAAAAGGUUUAAUGAUCAACUACUUGCCUGUUAGCGUUGUGGAUAUCAAGUCAUUUGGGCAUGUGACAAAAGGGAGGCGGAAUAUGGGUUGUCCAAGUGGUGUCUUGGAAAAGUGGAAAUAUUGCUAA
This is a messenger RNA of Echinococcus granulosus, 465 nucleotides long. RefSeq lists its product as hypothetical. Bases 1 to 465 code for a protein of 154 amino acids. The record is from RefSeq and is a predicted model, not a curated record. The transcript is spliced from 5 exons. Lineage: Eukaryota; Metazoa; Platyhelminthes; Cestoda; Cyclophyllidea; Taeniidae.